GCCGGUCUAUUCUGAAGCUGAGACAGACCAAAACGAAAAAGUGGUGUUUCUAAAAUUGUGGGUUCAUGAAAUGGAGAAAGUGAAGAGAACUACGAGUUGGGUCAGGGGGAACUGCAUCGGCAGAGGAUCGUACGGCACGGUGAGCCUGGCGGUCCGGAAAUCGGACGGCCGGAGUUUUGCGGUGAAGUCCGUUGACGUGAGGUCGUGCUUGGAGGCUCAACUGCUGGCUUUGGAGAACGAAAUUCGGAUUCUCCGGCGGGUUUCGUCGCCGUGGGUGGUGGAUUAUCUCGGUGACGACGCCACGAUGGAGGACGCCGCGGCGGCGUUUCGGAACCUGCACUUGGAGUACCUCCCAGGUGGGACAGCUGCUGACCUGGCAAAGUUUUCCGGCGGUGACGUGGACGAGGGCUCUGUUCGAUCGUACACUCGGUGCCUUGUUUCUGCGUUGAGGUAUGUCCACUCGUUGGGCAUUGUCCACUGCGACGUAAAGGGCAAGAACGUGUUGCUGGGAUCCGAGCCGGGGGUCGCGAAACUCUCGGAUUUCGGGUCGGCGACGUCGUUCCCAGCCGCGGGGCCGCCGCGUGGAAGCCCGCUGUGGAUGGCGCCGGAGGUAGUUCGCCGGGAAUAUCAGGGACCGGAGUCGGACGUGUGGGCACUGGGUUGCACCGUCAUCGAGAUGGUCACCGGCAGGACGGCCUGGGAGGACCACGGCGCCGACACUCUGCGGCGAGUUGGUUACUCGAACGAGAUGCCGGAGCUUCCCGCUCGGUUGUCGGAACAAGGUCGGGACUUCCUUGACAAGUGUCUCCGACGAGACCGAACCGAGCGAUGGAACUGCGAUCAGUUGUUGCGCCACCCCUUCGUAUCAUCAUCAGAACCGUUGAGCUCCAAAGCCCAUCCUUCGCCUCGUUGCGUGCUCGAUUGGUUGAAUUCAGACUUCAUAGACGACGACGACGAAGGAGAAGAUCAAUCGAUCGAACCUUCUGACUCAGUCACUCGGCUCGCCAGAGCUAGAAUCGGAAAAUUAGCAUCAAGGACAGGGGCAAAUUGGGAAUCUGAUGGUUGGCUGACGGUGAGAAAUGCGACGAGUGACGGAGCAGAGGAAGAUUCAGAUUCGUGUUGUUGCGGCGACGAAGAAGAACGGACAUCUUUGGAAUAUCCAAAUUUUACGACAGCAGAAGACGAAACGGAAGAGAAGAGUAAGUCGGAAUAUUCCGACGCCUCACAAACUGGAAGGCCAAAUUCGGAAUAUUCUAAUAAUAAUUCUUGCGACAGCAGGGUGGACAAGCUGGGCUCGAGCUGUCGGAUGAAAUUUACAGCUGGUGUAAAUUUUUUAAUGAUAUUUUUAUUGUCCGUCCUUGAGAUAACAUGUAGCUCAUUGUUAUGGGAUAUAACACAGCAUAUACCAUUCGGGUUUUAUUUCAGAUUUCAAUCUAUACACGUGACAAUGUUCCACCUUAAUUCCAUCCCCUUUUCAUUAAUAACAACUGACUUUCCCAGAAAUGAAAAGUCAAUUGUUGAACACCGUAAAAGAAUUUGUCAUUGGUGGUGGGCUGUCACGACAAGUGUGUUAUUUUAAAGGUAAAUAAUAAAU
Molecule: messenger RNA, 1594 nt
Organism: Diospyros lotus (date-plum)
Lineage: Eukaryota; Viridiplantae; Streptophyta; Magnoliopsida; Ericales; Ebenaceae
Product: mitogen-activated protein kinase kinase kinase 18-like
Exons: 1
Coding region: 71-1579 (502 amino acids)
Biological process (GO): protein phosphorylation
Molecular function (GO): protein kinase activity; ATP binding
Source: RefSeq, a predicted model, not a curated record